This is a messenger RNA of Penicillium coprophilum, 1350 nucleotides long. Its product is annotated as PP2C family serine/threonine-protein phosphatase. NCBI's taxonomy places the organism in Eukaryota, Fungi, Ascomycota, Eurotiomycetes, Eurotiales, Aspergillaceae. The transcript has a single exon. Bases 1 to 1350 code for a protein of 449 amino acids. Gene Ontology annotation, molecular function: protein serine/threonine phosphatase activity. The record is from RefSeq and is a predicted model, not a curated record. Gene Ontology annotation, biological process: protein dephosphorylation.
AUGAACAGGUUCUCUUCAAAUUCGAAAAUCUAUAUUGCAACUGCUGGCUUGAUCAGCACGCCCGGUUUGUGGUGGUUGACCGCUACAACGGAUGAUGUGCCCCGCCUCGAGAGUUCACCAACGGAGCACUUGACCCCUGAGCCGGGUCCCUCCAAAGAGGAUGUGACACAUCUAUUAUCGAAAGAAGCCUACUCCUUUCAAGUCAGGAGCAUUGCAGGCGUCAACAGAUACGAUGGCGCUCAAUUGGCGUCAAAUAGCCCUUGUGAGGACCGGUUCCUUCAUGGCACACUUUCCUCGCCGUGGAAUGAAAAUGAUCAAUGGAUGUCCUGGGGCGUCUUCGAUGGACAUUCAGGCUGGCAGACAGCGGACCUGUUGACGAAGCAGCUCUUGCUUUUUGUGCGACGCAGAUUGGCCGAAACUAAACCACCUUCAAACAAUGAGUCGGUGCCAAAUGAGUCGGUCCAGCGCGCUAUCAUGAAAGGAUUCGUGGACUUUGAUGACUCUAUCAUCAAGACUGCAAAAGACAUAUCUAAGAGCAAAGAACCUUUUCAAGACAAGGUGAAGAAACUGCUUCCUGCGUAUGCUGGUUCAUGUGCUUUGUUAUCUCUAUACGAUCCUAUCACAAGCACGCUACAUGUUGCGUGUACUGGUGACUCGAGAGCGGUUCUGGGACAAAGAGGACCAGAUGGAAGUUGGGAAGCAAUCCCCCUAUCAGUAGAUCAAACUGGCAGCAAUGAAGAAGAGGUCGCCCGCAUUUCCAAGGAGCACCCUGGCGAGGAAAAUAUAGCCAAAAAUGGACGGGUGCUUGGGCUCGCGGUCUCACGAGCGUUUGGUGAUAGUCUAUGGAAGUGGCCUAUAGAUUUUCAAAUGGAAAUGAAGCGGAAGUUCAAUGGCCCAGCUCCCCUGACGCCACGGUACGAUGUUCACACGCCCCCAUACUUGACUGCCGAGCCGGUCGUGACAAGCACUAAGAUCGACCCCAAUAAACCCUCGUUCUUGAUUCUCGCAACGGAUGGGCUAUGGGAUCAUCUCUCCAACAAGCAGGGUGUCGACUUGGUAGGGAGCUGGUUGGAGCCAGAGCCACAAGGAACCGAGGUAAAAAAGAGCAAACCAGACCUAACAGAUCGACAAUUUGAUUUUGGUAGAUUCUGGGAAGAUGUGAACUGGAAGUUUGUGGAUGAGAGAACAACGGCCCAGGAUGAUAAUGCUGCAGUACAUCUAAUGCGCAACUCCCUGGGUGGAAAUCACCAUGAGUUGAUAGCAGGUCGACUUGCCUUUGGACCUCCUUUUUCUCGACGGGUACGGGAUGAUAUCACCGUGCAGGUGGUUUUCUUCAAUGUCGAGAAGUAG